AUGUCUCAGUCUCAGCAAUAUUGGCUCCCCGGCUAUGGGCUAUCACGGCACGUCGUCCUAAGCCAGAUCCAAUUUUUCUUGGGACCUAGUUCAUCCGCCAGACCAUAUAGCCUUCAGGGACGCGAAGGCUAUCUUAUAACUGGGACGCCCCUUACUCGACAACAAAUCGAGGAUCUAGCGACCAUGUCAUUGGAAUAUGAGAAAAGCGCCGCCAUGAGAAUGUCUCACAAAACUUUCAACGGGAAAUCAGCACAGUAUAUCAAUGAGUUGAUAAACGUUGGGGAACGAGAACGACCUGCCGAUCGAAUAGACGACCGUGAACGAGAAAGCGAGAGAAACAGAGAUAGAUACGUUCCAUCAGGCCACCGUAGCCGGCAGACGCAAUCGUGGUGA
Messenger RNA from Blastomyces dermatitidis ER-3, 393 nucleotides. RefSeq lists its product as uncharacterized. Lineage: Eukaryota; Fungi; Ascomycota; Eurotiomycetes; Onygenales; Ajellomycetaceae. Bases 1 to 393 code for a protein of 130 amino acids. The record is from RefSeq and is a predicted model, not a curated record. The transcript is spliced from 3 exons.